This is a messenger RNA of Aspergillus sclerotioniger CBS 115572, 652 nucleotides long. Its product is annotated as ubiquitin-conjugating enzyme E2. The annotation marks the transcript as partial. The record is from RefSeq and is a predicted model, not a curated record. The transcript has a single exon. NCBI's taxonomy places the organism in Eukaryota, Fungi, Ascomycota, Eurotiomycetes, Eurotiales, Aspergillaceae.
CCUCCACCUCCCCUCAUUCCUACUACUCCAUCAACACUUCCCACCCCAACCACCCCACCCCAACCCAAACCACCAAAUCCCACCAAAGAAAAAAAGAAUGACAACCUCAACAAAACGCCUCCUCCGCGAAGCCACCGAACUCUCCACCCACCCCUCACCCUACUUCCACGCCGCCCCGAUCUCCGACACCAACCUGCACGACUGGCACUUCACAAUCCAAGGCCCCCCGUCUCCCUCCCCCUACGCCAACGGUCUCUACCACGGCCGAAUCGUCCUUCCACCAACCUAUCCCCUCCGUCCACCUUCCUUCCGCUUCCUGACUCCCUCCGGCCGCUUCGAAGUCAACCGCGAAAUCUGUCUCAGUAUCUCGGGCCACCAUGAGGAAACAUGGCAGCCGGCUUGGGGGAUCCGGACGGCGUUGAUUGCCCUGAGGAGCUUUAUGGAUGGGGAUGCGAGGGGCCAGGUGGGCGGGUUGGAUGUCGGGGCGGAGGUGAGAAGGAGGUAUGCGGUUGAGAGUCGGGCGUGGAGGUGUGACGGGUGUGAGUUUGUGGGGGGGAGGGAGUUGGGCGGGGUUAUGGCGGAGUGGAGGGGGGUUUGUAGGGAGAGGGGGGUUGAGGUUGGGGUGGAGGAAGAGGAGGGGGUGGAGAAGGAG